CGGCCAUGGAGCGGGAACCCCGCGCCGGGGUCGCGCUGGUCCCGGGGCCGAGCGGACGCGGGCCUUCCUCCCGCCACCGCCGCCCCGGGCUGCUGCUCCCCGGCCUCUGGCUGCUGCUGCUCGCCCGGCCGGCCUCGUGCACCCCAGAUGACCGCUCCCUGGAACAACAGGACUCUUCCCUACACUCCCUGGAGCUCCUGCUGGAAACCAGCACCGUGCACAGUGCUGCACACGUGGCCUUUCCAGAGACUGCUCCAGGGUCCCAGCCACGCAGCUCUCUCCUAGUCCCAUCCUCUCCAUCUACUACUACUUUUGAUAUGGCCUUUUUAAACCACCAACGACAGCCUCUAAGUACAGCAGGGCACAGCAUCUUAGAGGCGAAUUACAACUCAGUGAUGAGUAACGAGGUGGCCGUUGAUGAUGAUGAGCUGGAUAACUUUUUGCCAGAUGUGCACUGGACCUCUUCACGCACAGUUUCCCCAAUGCAGUACAUCACACUGAGCCCACUAGAACUGCCCCAGGAAAUGCUGGAGCCUGGGCUGACUCCUUCAUUACCCACGAUUUCUUUGCAAGAUGAAGUGAUGUCAGCUUGUCGAAACACAGUGCAGCAGGCAACUGCGCAUGCCGAGUCCUCUGGCUAUUUCAACACUUUUUGGUCAGCUUUUCUCACCUCUGAGGGCAUCAUUCCAACACCUAGUAGGAAUCCAGUGCUUCAUCCUACAGAAAUUCACAGUCGGUUAUCAAGCAAGACUUUGCCGGAGAUUGUAGCUUCUGUAACAGAGGACAUAGAAACCCUCCUUUUCAGCUCCUGGAUUUCAGUGCCUCAGCCAUUAGGCGACAGUAUGACUCAACACCCAUCUGUCCCCUUGAGGGAGGUCUCAAAGCCUCUAAUGAGUGUCCUGGCCAUAAGCACAGACAGAUACCCUGACGGGACCACUGCCUGGAGUCAACCUCCAGAAGCUAUCUCACUAAGAACACACCCUACUGUAAAUAUGUCACCCACAGACCCUGUUUUCAGUAGCACACCCUCAACUUUGUUUUCAAGCCCUCUUGUGUUUAUAUCUUUUGCUACACAAUCAGCUGGUAUUUCAGACAACCCUUUCCUUUCCAGUGAGGCUGGGGAAGUAUCACAAUCACCUCCCAGCCCCACACUCCCAAGUUUUGCUGACCAUACUCAUGUUCUGAACCCUGUGGCCUCCUUGAGAGUACAUACUUGGUGUGUGUCCUGUGUUAUGAUAUCACCUCAUCAAACUCUGGCCAGGAGCCUCACAGAGAAAGAUGUGGGGUCAGGGGAUGGGCCUGAGACCCUGUCUGUGGCCUCAGUAGAAGUGAGCAGUCUUUCUCCACAGAGCAGUAUGGGGACAGACCUCGCUGAACUUGAAGAUCUUCAAGAAUUUAAUACCCUUUUCCCUUCUAGACCAGUCAUCUCCCUUUCUUCAAGAUCUGUGGGAAUGUGGAAAGCCAGCUUGCACGUGUCAGCUGAGGUGGAUGAGGGCAGCCUUUUCACCACCCAGGAGUACUCUUCCCAUGGCCACCUCUCCACACCAAGCUCACUCGACCCCACCUUUGGCUUCUCUGUCACCAAUGAUCUUGUGAUGCCAUCCAGUGUGACCCCUCUGUUUUCUGUCAUCACCAGUACCCAUUUUGACUCAUCUUUUUUUGUCACAGCAAAUCAAAGCACUCCAUCCCUUUCUGCUGGAAACCCAAGUCUCACCUCUUACAGUUCAGUCCCCUCACUAGAGUCUAAAGUUUUGUCUGGCCAAGAACCCAUCAGCUCUUUGGAACACGAGUCUGGGGAUCUUUUAGAGUUCACAUCCAACUUUUACUCAACUCCACCACUGGAGCUCAGCAGCCCGACCCCUUCACCUUCAACGGUUCCUGCCCCUCCUUCUCUGAUGACAAGUGAUCCAUCAACCUUCCUUUCUCAGUCUUUUUCCACCCUGACUGAGACACUCUCAUUGUCCAACUCUGUCGGUUUGCCUCAGCUGUCUGUUCCUAAUUCCAUAAACCUUGAGUUGUCUCAGCCGUGGCCAAGUUCAGAUCUUCCUUUGGAAACAAUCACUUUUCUCCAGAGUCACUCUGAAAUCUCCCCACUCUCAAGCUUCCCUUCUGAGUCGCUCAAGUUCACUGAAGCAUCGACAGUCUCACCGACAGAAUCUGAUGUUCGUUUUACCUCGGUUUUCUCUGAAACUACCUCCACCAUUGAAUUUUCACCCAUUCACCAUGAGUCCGCAGUCACCACACUGGUGCCCUCCAGGUCCGAGCCCACCCUUGACAUUUGGAUUGCUGGGACUCACUUCACGUCACUGUCAGCUUCUUUGCAUUCAACACCCGUGUUAACUGAGUCUUCUCCAGCCCUGACUCCAACACCUGGUGGCACUGCCCUUGCCACAGACCCCCCCACAUCUAUCCUACUCGCUUUCUCCAAUCCCAUUUCUACAGAGUUGAUGUCUGACUUGUACCUGUCACCCUCUUCCUCACUUGUUUCUGAGGUGAGCCCUUCACCUCUGCCCACAGAGCCAGCUGUGGGCUCAUCAUGGACACCCACAGAUUUACCACCGAGCUCCUCCCCUGAACCCAGCACAUCCCCUGAACCCAUCACAUCCCCUGAACCCAGCAUGCCCACCACCAGCACUGCUGCUAGAGACACUGUGGACUCUGCUGUGAAUGUUGAACCUCCGAGUCAGGACCCUCAGGGGGACAGUGCACCCCCUCCCCAGCCAUCCUUUGGUCCUGUGACCACAUCCACUCUUGAAGGCACAGUUGGUACUCCAGUACUGGCCACAGCCAAGCCGCCAUAUGUGUGUGAUAUUACAGUUCCUGAUGCCUAUUUAAUCACAACUGUGCUGGCCAGAAGAGCUGUGCAAGAGUACAUCAUUACGUCAAUCAAAGAAGUUUUGAGGAUUCACUUCAACCGUGUGGUGGAGCUGAAGGUUUAUGAAAUGUUCACUGACUUCACGUUUCUGGUCACAUCUGGCCCUUUUGUUUACACGGCAAUAUCUGUCAUUAAUGUCCUACUUAAUAGCAAACUUGUGCGCGACCAAACUCCUUUAAUCUUGUCUGUGAAACCAUCUUUCCUCGUGCCAGAGCCCAGGUUUCAAGUUCAAACAGUACUUCAGUUUGUACCUCCAAGCGUGGACACUGGCUUCUGCAACUUCACUCAGAGCAUUGAGAAAGGCCUGAUGACAGCGCUCUUUGAAGUGAGAAAACACCAGGGGACAUAUAACCUCACUGUGCAGAUUGUGAAUGUCACCAUUGGAUCUUCGAGAGUGGCUCCUCGGAGGGGCCCUGUGAACAUCAUCUUUGCUGUCAAAGGCAUGCAAGGAUUUCUGAAUGGGUCAGAGGUGAGCGAACUGCUCCGGAACCUGACUGUGGUGGAGUUCAGCUUCUACCUCGGGUAUCCGGUGCUACAAAUUGCAGAACCCUUCCAGUACCCUCAGCUCAACGUAUCUCAAUUACUGAAGUCCUCUUGGGUUAGAACAGUCCUUCUGGGAGUCCUGGAAAAGCAGCUCCAGAGUGAAGUUUUUCCUGCUGAGAUGGAACGCAAACUGGCCCAGCUGCUCAGUGAGGUGCCCACCAGGAGACGCAUGUGGAGGCGAGCCACUGUGGCUGCUGGGAACAGCGUGGUGCAGGUGGUGAACGUGUCCAGGCUGGAGGGAGAUGACAACCCUGUGCAGCUCAUCUACUUUGUGGAAAAUCAAGAUGGAGAGAGACUCAGUGCAGUCAAGUCUUCAGAUCUGAUCAACAGGAUAGACCUUCAGAGAGCAGCCAUCAUCUUGGGUUACCGAAUUCAAGGCACCAUUGCCCAGCCUGUGGACAGGGUGAAGAGGCCGUCCCCGGAGUCCCAGAGCAGCAACCUGUGGGUCGUUGUUGGUGUGCUCAUCCCAGUGCUGGUGGUGACAGUGAUUGUUGUCAUCCUCUACUGGAAGCUCUGCCGCACGGACAAGCUGGACUUUCAGCCUGACACGGUGGCCAACAUACAGCAGCGGCAGAAGCUGCAGAUCCCCAGUGUGAAGGGCUUCGAUUUUGCUAAGCAGCACCUUGGCCAGCACAAUAAGGACGACAUACUGAUUAUUCAUGAGCCAGCACCACUGCCAGGACCUGUGAAGGACCACACCACCCCAUCUGAAAAUGGAGAUGUGCCAAGUCCCAAGUCAAAGAUUCCUUCCAAGAAUGUCCGCCACAGAGGAAGAGUCUCCCCAUCAGAUGCCGACUCUACAGUCAGCGAGGAGUCCAGCGAGAGGGAUGUGGGCGAUAAGCCACCAGGCACAGCCCAGGAGGGCAAGGCCCACAGAGCCCCGCAGAGCGGAGCCCCCCUGCCCAGUCCAGGGAAUGAACAGCAUUCCUCUGCCUCCAUCUUCGAGCAUGUGGACAGGAUUUCCCGAACCUCAGAGGCUAGCCGGCGGGUCCCCAGUAAGAUCCAGCUGAUUGCCAUGCAGCCCAUCCCCGCUCCCCCUGUGCAGCACCCUGUCUUGGCCGACCGAGUGGCAGAGACCAACAAAAUCAACAAAGAGAUCCAGACCGCUCUGCGGCACAAGUCAGAGAUUGAGCAUCACCGCAACAAGAUCCGCCUACGUGCCAAACGCCGAGGCCACUACGAGUUCCCAGUGGUGGAUGACUUGUCCUCUGGUGACACCAAAGAGCGACAUCGUGUAUACAGGAGGGCACAGAUGCAAAUCGACAAGAUCCUGGACCCUGCAGCCAGUGUGCCCUCUGUGUUCAUAGAGCCGAGGAAGAGCUCACGGAUAAAACGUUCUCCUAAGCCACGCCGGAAACACCAGGUCAAUGGCUGCCCGGCUGAUGCUGAGAAGGACAGACUCAUCACCACAGACAGUGACGGCACAUACAAGCGGCCCCCGGGUGUGCACAACUCUGCCUACAUCGGAUGCCCAUCUGAUCCUGACCUUCCAGCAGAUGUACAGACGCCAUCCUCUGCUGAGCUGGGCAGGUAUCCAGGCCUGCCCUUCCCAGCCUCUCAGUACAUCCCACCCCAGCCAUCCAUCGAGGAGGCACGCCAGACCAUGCACUCCCUCUUGGACGAUGCCUUCGCUCUUGUAGCCCCCAGCAGCCAGCCUACCAAUGCCAUGGGAGCAGGCCCUGGGAUCCCAGUGCCUGAGAACAGUACUCCUUCCCGGGAAGAAAGGCGAGCCACGCAGUGGGGAUCUUUCUACAGCCCAGCCCAGACCAACAACCCCUGCAGUAGAUAUGAAGGCUAUGGAAUGACUCCCCCAUCAGGCCCAUCGCCACGACCAAGUUUUGCCCCUGGGUUGCUACAGUCUUCGGAGAUGGUACCACCUGAGCCUCCACAGCCACAGGCAUCAGCUGAAGCUCCAUUUGCUGCCCGAGGGAUCUACUCUGAGGAGAUGCCAUCUGUAGCCCGGCCUCGCCCUGUAGGGAGCACCACAGGCUCUCAGAUCCAGCACCUGACGCAGGUGGGAAUUGCUAGCAGAAUUGGAGCUCAGCCAGUGGAACUUCCUCCUGGCAGAUGCGGCCAGUAUGGGGGGCCAGGCUGGCCUGUGUAUGGGGAGGACGAAGCAGGGCGAAGAGAAGCCACCCACAUGCUUGGACAUCAAGAAUAUUCUUCACCGCUGUUUCAGGUGCCAAGGACUUCGGGCAGGGAGCCCUCAGCUCCUCCUGGGAACCUGGCCCACAGGGGGCCGCAGGGCCCCGGGCUGGGUUACCCCACCAGCUCCACCGAGGACCUCCAGCCCAGCCAUUCCUCUGCCUCCCUCAUCAAAGCGAUCCGUGAGGAGCUCCUGAGGCUCUCCCAGAAACAGAGCUCAGUACAGAACUUCCACAGCUGAUUGGCCUCCUUUGCAGGUUUGCCAAGUAUCCGCUUCCCGUGGAAGCAAGACCAAAAGGAAAUCAACUGAGUGGGUGUUUGUGAGAGUCGGAUCAAGCGUCUCUGGGCAAGCUGUCCAAGGAAGGGAACAAAUUGCAAUUUAGAAGAUGCCAUAAGUCACAUGACAACUCAUGAUCCUUUUACAGGUUGACAAUUUGGUGACUACAUGGAUUCAGUGUGUACUUUGGGCCAAAAGCCAGCAGUACUUCACAAAACAAAACACAAACCUAAGCUAACAAAAAUGCUAAGUUAGUCUCCUUUUUUAAAGGCAAAAAUUAAAACCUAUAGAUGGUUAGGGAUGAAGGGAGCUCGCGUUUCCAUGGGAGUUGGACUGAUGUGUGAGACGCACUUGCUGCUCUGUUUUCUGAGGAGAGAUUUGAAGACACUUCAGCAACAGCUUGAUUCCUUCUUUUCCUCCAUAGGAACUUAUUUUAAUAGUCAUAUUAACAACAAGGCAUACCAAGACUGUUUGGGAAUUAAAAAAAAAAAAAAAGCUACUAGUGAGAAACCAAAUAG
This is a messenger RNA of Nannospalax galili (Upper Galilee mountains blind mole rat), 6358 nucleotides long. RefSeq names its product KIAA1549 ortholog. The record is from RefSeq and is a predicted model, not a curated record. NCBI's taxonomy places the organism in Eukaryota, Metazoa, Chordata, Mammalia, Rodentia, Spalacidae. The coding region runs from base 6 to 5804 and encodes 1932 amino acids. The transcript has 20 exons.